Molecule: messenger RNA, 2241 nt
Organism: Aspergillus steynii IBT 23096
Lineage: Eukaryota; Fungi; Ascomycota; Eurotiomycetes; Eurotiales; Aspergillaceae
Product: fungal specific transcription factor domain-containing protein
Exons: 7
Coding region: 240-1967 (575 amino acids)
Biological process (GO): DNA-templated transcription
Molecular function (GO): zinc ion binding; DNA binding
Source: RefSeq, a predicted model, not a curated record
CGGGGACCAAGCCUCGGCGCCAUCGCUCGGCGGUUGCGUGUGAUGCCUGUCGACAACGUAAAGUGCGCUGCAGCCUUUCGGUAACCGGGUUGCCCUGCAGCGGAUGCAUUCAAGACGGCGCCAACUGUGUUGUGACCGGAAGAAACCCCAGAGGGGCCCAGAAACCUCGCAGCCGUACCACUCAUCGCCCACAAGAGCCUUCGCGGCAGGCCCCGAGAGUCCCGGUCGAUGAGGAUAGCAUGACCGACGCGGAUUCACCGCAGCCCUCGCGACUGGGCCACGAGAGGGAAAAUCUGGAGGAAGAGCGAAAUGGGCUUGAGAUUGCCACUGCUGCUCUGGGCCAAGGGGAGACCAACGGGGGCGUUCCAUUCUACACGGGAGAACAGACCGGAUUGACAUCGGCAUUGGAUAUGUGCUCCCCGGGCAUGGCCCUUCCCAGACAUGUGCUCAUCCCGUCGAGGGUUCGAGAAUCCCUCCCAGAGGAGGAUCGGAAAUUCCUGAUGGCCAAAGGGGUCUUCACCCUCCCCAAGAGAGAUUCCUGCGCCAGCCUUCUUCGAGCCUACAUAUCCCACGUCCACCCCGUUCUGCCAAUUGUUGAAAUAGACCAGCUCCUAGCCCACUACCACGACGGGCGGCUACUCGAAUAUAACAUCCUUCUGCUGUGGAGUGUGUUUUUUGUGGCAGUCAACUUCGUUCCAGCGUCCGUAUACGAGAAAGAAGGAUACAAAUCGCGCAAAGAAAUGAAAAGUGCCAUGUAUUCCCGAGCCAGGUGCAUGUACAGCAAUGGCGGGGAGAGGCAGAAGAUCACUCUUCUGCAGUCCACACUUCUGCUGGGAUUCUGGCAUUCAGAGUUGGAUGAACACAUGCAGGCGUGGUACUGGACUGGAAUCGCAAUCACGCUUUGCCAGGUCCUGGGAUUACACCGCAACCCCGACAGCUCCAGGUACAACUCUUCCGUCACGGACCGGCAGCGAAUGCUAUGGCGUCGUCUUUGGUGGAGCUGCUUUUUCCGAGAUCGAUGGCUCAGUCUCACGUACGGGAGGCCGCAGAGGAUCAACAUCCAAGAUUGUGACACCCCAAUGCCAUUGGCUUCGGAUCUUCUCUACGACAUAGAGGCUGCUUCCAGGCCCCAUCUUGAUUCUUUCGUGCCCGGUGAAAUGCCGCUGUUAGCUCGGUAUUGGGUCACGCUGGUCGAGCUGAGCAAGUUAUUGGGUGAUUGCCUGACCAUGAAUUACCAGCUUAUGAGGCCCAAACCGUCCGUGGAGGAGAUCGAGGCCCUCGAGGCAAAACUGCUUCAGUUCGAAUUGCCCGAUCCAUACAAAAAAGGCCUGACUCGACUCGCCACAUAUUUCUGUUAUCACCUCCACUUGCACUACCAGGCAAUGGUGAUUAUAUUCUAUCGGCCCUUCUCGUCGGAAACUCUUGACACGGUCCCGUCCAACGACCAGGAAGGCUGGUGCCUUCGAAUGCGCCUGAAAGCAGACUCGGCGGCUUCUCAAACGAAUGGCAUUCUCGAGGCGUUGGCUCAAAAUAAGUUGCUCUGUUUCGCGAGCCCAAUGACACCUCCCCUCCUAGUCCCCGCGAUGCAAACACAUUUGCUUUUCUGCAGAUCUGCAGACUCUCUCUCUCGAAGACUACGGCUGAACAAGAUCGAGAUGCUGAUGUUGAUCCUGGAAGAGCUUCAAAAAACCUACACUGUGGCUUCGCUUUACCGUGGAAUAUUCCUGAAAGCCAUCCAACAAAUCUUCCCUAAUUAUCAGCCCGCCGCAUCCGUCUCUGGGCAAGAUGCUGGCCCUGCUGGCCCUGAUAUGGUGACUACUGCCGAGUCGUCGGGGCCUAUUAAUGCGGAGCCUAUCGUUGAAAAUGCAUCCGAAGGCUUGGAUCUGGUCUUUGAUGGUAGCUUUGUAGAUGCACUCAUGGAUCAGGCUUCGCUCUUCAAUGUCUGGGAACCUUUGGACCCUUUCUAAGAAAGAAUUUGUCGUGUCACUGUGAAAUCCUAAAUCGGAGACAGUCUACUUGUGUUUUACUUCUGUAGACGGGCCUGAUCAUGUCAAAGAGAAAAGGAUAAUCCCAUCCAACCUUCCGGAUUGGACAUGACAUGACAUCUCUACUUGCUCUAGAAACAAGCCAUGGUUUCCGACUACCGAGAUACCUAUGCAUCUCCGAGUACGAAAGUCGUUCUAUCGAGGAACUACCGCGCCUUCACAACGGGUUUGUCCGAUAAAAAGGCAUAUCGUCUAG